This is a messenger RNA of Canis lupus familiaris (dog), 1861 nucleotides long. RefSeq names its product aspartyl aminopeptidase (gene DNPEP). The transcript is spliced from 16 exons. Lineage: Eukaryota; Metazoa; Chordata; Mammalia; Carnivora; Canidae. Gene Ontology annotation, biological process: proteolysis. Gene Ontology annotation, molecular function: zinc ion binding; aminopeptidase activity. The coding region runs from base 151 to 1773 and encodes 540 amino acids. The record is from RefSeq and is a predicted model, not a curated record.
CAGGGACUGAGGACCCUGCCAGUUGGAGCAGAGGGGCAGAGGUAGGGGGAGGAGCUGGCUGAAAAGGCAGUAAGGCCCCCCUGCGACGUGUCUAUUCAGCCUCUGACAGACCCAGUCCGGCUCGGCUCGGGAGGAGGUGAGCAGGUGACCAUGGCGCUCAGCCUCUCCGCCACAUCCAUUCCCAACAACUGGCUCCCAGGCUACCCCGAGGGUGCCUGUGGGGAGAGAGAGAACUCUGUACAGCACUCGUCGGACCAGGUGGCCAUGACCGGGAGGGCCCGCAAAGAGGCGGUGCAGGCCGCGGCCCGGGAACUCCUCAAGUUCGUGAACCGGAGCCCCUCUCCUUUCCACGCUGUGGCCGAGUGCCGCAGCCGCCUCCUCCAGGCUGGCUUCCAUGAACUCAAAGAGACGGAGAGCUGGGAUAUCAAGCCGGAGAGCAAGUACUUUCUGACCAGGAACUCCUCCACCAUCAUCGCUUUUGCUGUGGGAGGCCAGUAUGUUCCUGGCAAUGGUUUCAGCCUCAUUGGGGCCCACACGGACAGCCCCUGCCUCCGGCAGUGUCCUUCCUUAGCUCUUGCUUCAUCUGUCUCACCUCCAAAUCAUGCUACUCGACCUUCUCUACUGCUCACUCCCCAUCGUCACGCUCAGGUGAAACGGCGGUCCCGCCGCAGCCAGGUGGGCUUCCAGCAGGUUGGCGUGGAGACCUAUGGUGGUGGGAUCUGGAGCACCUGGUUCGACCGGGACCUGACCUUGGCUGGACGCGUCAUUGUCAAGUGCCCUACCUCAGGCCGGCUGGAACAGCGGCUGGUGCAUGUGGACCGGCCCAUUCUCCGCAUCCCCCACCUGGCCAUCCAUCUGCAGCGAAAUGUCAACGAGAACUUUGGGCCCAACAUGGAGAUGCACUUAGUUCCCAUUCUUGCCACAGCAGUCCAGGAGGAGCUGGAGAAGGGGACUCCUGAGCCUGGGCCUCUCAAUGCUGCAGAUGACCGCCACCACUCAGUUCUCAUGUCCCUUCUGUGUGCCCAUCUGGGACUGAGCCCUGAGGAUAUCUUGGAGAUGGAGCUGUGCCUUGCUGACACCCAGCCUGCGGUCCUGGGUGGUGCCUAUGAGGAGUUCAUCUUUGCCCCUCGGCUGGACAAUCUGCACAGCUGCUUCUGUGCCCUGCAGGCUUUGAUCGACUCCUGUGCGGCCCCUGCCUCUUUGUCCUCGGAGCCCCAUGUGCGCAUGAUCGCUCUCUAUGACAACGAAGAGGUGGGCUCCGAGAGCGCCCAGGGGGCACAGUCACUGCUGACAGAGCUGGUGCUGCGCCGCAUCUCGGCCUCCUCCCAGCACCUGACGGCCUUCGAGGAAGCCAUCCCCAAAUCCUACAUGAUCAGCGCAGACAUGGCCCACGCCGUGCACCCCAACUACCUGGACAAGCAUGAGGAGAACCACCGGCCCCUCUUCCACAAGGGCCCUGUGAUCAAGGUGAACAGCAAGCAGCGCUAUGCCUCGAAUGCGGUUUCCGAGGCCCUGAUCCGAGAGGUGGCCAAUAAUGUCGGGGUGCCCCUGCAGGAUCUCAUGGUGCGGAAUGACUCGCCCUGUGGGACCACCAUCGGACCUAUCUUGGCUUCUCGGCUGGGCCUGCGGGUUCUGGAUUUAGGCAGCCCCCAGCUGGCCAUGCACUCCAUCCGGGAGACCGCCUGCACCUCAGGAGUCCUCCAGACCAUCACCCUCUUCAAGGGCUUCUUUGAGCUGUUCCCUUCUCUGAGCCGUAACCUUUUAGUGGAUUGAGGCCUCUUGGAAAGACUUCUCUUACACUUGAGAAGUUGUCAGCUGAGCUGAAGCUGGAUUAUUAAAGUGGAUUUUUCACUCAGCCUCA